UCCGUCUGUCUGUCUGUGUGUCCUACCAGGAUGAUUUCUUUGGCAUUUCUAAUUUGGUCGUUAUUUGCCGGAGUUGUCGCCGUGUUGUUUUACCAGAGGCUGUUUUACCCGUUCUUCUGGGAGGAUUUGAUGUAUUACUUAAAGGUCCAAAAGGUCGGGAAGGCGAUGAUGGCGAGGAUGAAGCGCGGGGUUCUCACCUAUCUGGACUGCUUCGUAGACCAGGCGAACCGCAACCCCGAGAAGCCGUUCAUCGUUUUCGAGAAUGAGGUUCUGACAUACAGGGAUGUGCGUGUAAGAAGCAACAAGUUUGCGAAUGCUUUCCGGAGCGAGGUCGGGGUGAAACACGGUGACAUCGUCGCGCUGUGGAUGAGCAACGAGCCCGACUUCGUGUGCGCCUGGUUCGGGCUGAGUACACUGGGCUGCGAGGUGGCUUUCCUCAACUCCAACCUCAAAUCCAGAUCCCUCCAGCACUGUCUGCAAAGCUGUGGAGCCAAAGUUCUCAUCGUGGGAUCUGAUUUAAUUCCAUUUAUGGACGAUGUCCUGCCAGCUCUUUUGGAUAAUGACAUUAAUGUGUGGGUAAAUGAAAAGAGCUGCUCAAGUCAGAGCGUCAACUCGCUGCUGGACAAAGUCGAGCUGGCUUCAGGGGAAAAGCCACAACUCGACUUUUCACUGCCAAAUCUCACGUCUAACUUCCUGUUCAUCUUCACCUCAGGCACCACAGGACUUCCAAAAGCUGCUCGGGUCAGUCACAUCAAGGCUGUAAUGAGCAUGGCGUUCUUCCGCUUGUGCGGUGUCAAUCAAAACGAUACCAUCUAUCUCACCUUGCCACUCUACCAUAUGGCCGCCUCUCUGCUGGGUAUUGGAGGAUGCAUCGAACUAGGAGCCACAUGUGUCCUAAAGAAGAAAUUUUCCACAAGCCAGUUCUGGAAGGACUGCAUCAAGUACGAGGUUACGGUGUUCCAGUAUAUUGGAGAGCUCUGUCGAUACUUAAUCAAUCAACCCAAGACUCCAGAAGAGAUUGGCAGUAAAGUGCGUAUUGCUGCAGGGAGUGGCCUUAGAGCAGACGUCUGGAAGGAGUUUUCUAGGCGCUUUGGGAAAAUCCGGAUUUGCGAGGCUUACGGUUUGACCGAGGCCAGCAUUGGCUUUGUUAACUACACCUCUGAAGUCGGACCCAUCGGGCGAGCCAGUUAUUUCAACAAGCGUAGUCUACCAUUUCAACUAUUAAAAUGUGACCCUGAAACAUAUGAACCCAUCCGAACAGAAAAGGGGUGCUGUUUGAAAGUGAAUAAAGGUGAAGUCGGCUUGCUGGUGGCUCCCUUGUCUUUCACCAACCCUUUUCUUGGCUAUGCGGGGAACAAAACCAUGUCUGAAAAGAAGCUGCUGAGAGAUGUGUUUAAAGAGGGAGAUGUAUAUUUCAACACGGGAGAUUUGAUGGUCCAGGAUCACAGAGAUUUUGUCUACUUCAAAGACAGGAUUGGAGACACAUUCAGAUGGAAAGGAGAGAAUGUGGCCACCACUGAGGUUUCUGAAGUGUUAGGCUGUUUGGAAUUCCUGCAGGAUGUAAACGUCUACGGCGUCACUGUGCCAGGCUACGAGGGACGAGCAGGGAUGGCAGCUGUUGUCUUAAAGGAAGGCCAUGACUUGGAUGGAGAGAGCCUUUACAAACAUUUGGUACAGAACCUUCCAGCAUAUGCCUGGCCAUGGUUUUUAAGAGUCCAGGCUUUCUUGGACGUGACGGAGACCUUUAAGCAGCAAAAGAAAAAGCUAGUGGAUGACGGCUUCUGUCCUAAGGCUGUCCAAGCUCCACUCUACUUCCUGGAUAACUCCAAGAAAACAUACAUUCCCCUCUCUCAGAGUGUGUACGAUGACAUUGUCUCAGGCAAAAUACGACUCUGAGCUUGUCCUUUACUGACAAAGUGUUGGAUUGAUCCACAGUGCAGCACAUUCGUGAUUGUGUUAUUGUUUUUGCAGGGAUUAAUGUUCAGGGUUUGUGUGUUUUUAAAAAAUAUAUACAGUAUAUUUCAACUUGGACCUUGGAAGAAAACACUGGAUAUUUCUCAAAAGCAUUGCCACUUUUUUAAAAAGUACUAUUGCAUUUCGGGUUAAAUGUUGGAAUGUUUUACAUGUGCAAGCCCAUAUGAAGUAAGUUCUGCACCAUGUCUUGCUUGUUUCCGCCUGUUGACAUUUUCAACAAACAAAAAAAUCUAAGAUUCUAUUGAUAUGUUUAAACACUGCCAGUGUGCAGGUGGUUUUUGGAGAGAAAAGUUGGAACUUUCUGUGUGUGAAUAUUUGUACUUUUUUUUCUUUGGAUUUUAACAGGAAAUUUUUUUUUUUUUUUUACUUUUGUCAAGAAUUACCUUUCUUGCUUUAUUUUAUGUUAGCAUAAUUUAACCAUGUUUAACCACACAGCUAAUGAUAUUUUACAUUGCUAACUAUGUAAGUACUGUACAUGAUAUGCUGGAGUUUUAACUAACUUUAUUACUAUAGGAUUUAUAUAGUACUGUAUAUGUAAUGCCAUGUAAGGUCUUUCGUUAGAAUGAUGUGUUUUUGUUUUUGG
Clarias gariepinus (North African catfish) is the source of this 2557-nucleotide messenger RNA. RefSeq names its product long-chain fatty acid transport protein 6. Bases 31 to 1896 code for a protein of 621 amino acids. The transcript has 10 exons. The record is from RefSeq and is a predicted model, not a curated record. Gene Ontology annotation, molecular function: long-chain fatty acid transmembrane transporter activity; long-chain fatty acid-CoA ligase activity. Lineage: Eukaryota; Metazoa; Chordata; Actinopteri; Siluriformes; Clariidae.